Messenger RNA from Amoebophrya sp. A25, 504 nucleotides. Lineage: Eukaryota; Dinophyceae; Syndiniales; Amoebophryaceae. The record is from the annotation of a GenBank genome assembly.
CAAUAGAUGAAGUAGAAUAAACCUUGUCCACUACGAUUACAACGCACUGUUUACAGUAAACAAAUUAUGGUCGUCUCCCCUGAAGGUGAAGAUUAUGUGAGAGCGGCUCCUGCAACGUGGACGACAUGAUCAGAAAAAGCAGGAUCUUCUGUUUUUAGUCUACUUUCUUUCGGCAACGUCGCGGAGUGGUAGAGCCAUCAGUCAAGCUGUUGCACUUCAGUACCAGAAGGAGAACAUGCGGGGUAGCGGUCGAACGUUGCGUAGGCGGCGGGGGAUGCGGCGAAUCGGCUCGUUUACCUUCCUCUUAACCCAGUUAUCGCGAAGGCAGGUCACUGCGAUGGAACUGAUAAAGGUCAGACAAGCAGCUACGUCUAAUCGAGGCAGUUCAUCCGCGAUAUCUUCGCAGCCGAAUUCUACUUCUUCGACUAAUUCAAAUUCUACCUCUUCGACUGCAGGCGCAAUAUCAGGGGUUGUAACGAGUUCGACGACGGAUGCUGCGACGAC